UUCGUGCGUCCUACUUUUGGACUUCCCUUAUAUCAAAUACUCCUUACGUUAAGCUGCACGAGCUCACACAAAUUGAACUUUUCAUUUAGCUUUUUAAAUUAUUAAUCCUGGUGGAGUAACGUUUACGAACAACCUGGCGUUAUGCGAAUAUGGGGUAGCUCCACUUUAUUGGCGUUCAUCAUUUAAAGAAAUAUUAUGUUUUACAUUCUUUGCAACGUCAUGCGAUAUACUCGUAAAACAGGACUCUGCCUAUCGAUGGUCGGGCUUCGUCUGUCCCUAAAGCAACGGUAUUUCCUCCUGCUGUGUGUUGCUGUCGGAGCGAUAAUCGCGUAUCAGCUAACAAGGCAUCGCCUUGAAGGAAGAAGAAUGAGCCGCGUGGAGGGUCUGAGGGCCAACUCGUCUCAGUUCACUCUGGAGGGAGAACCCUUCCGCAUCCUGGGGGGCUCCAUCCAUUACUUCCGUGUCCCCAGAGCCUACUGGGAGGACCGGCUGCUGAAGAUGAAGGCCUGUGGCCUCAACACUCUCACCACGUAUGUGCCGUGGAACAUGCAUGAGCCUGAGCGAGGGGCGUUCCACUUUGAGGACCAGCUGGACUUAGAAGCCUACCUCCGCCUUGCAGGCAGCUUGGGCCUCUGGGUCAUUCUGCGUCCCGGGCCGUACAUCUGUGCUGAGUGGGAUUUAGGGGGGCUGCCCAGUUGGCUACUGCGGGAUCCGAACAUGAAACUAAGAACAACCUACCCAAGAUUCACCGACGCAGUCAACUCCUUCUUUAAUCAGCUCAUUAAGAAAGUGGUUCCACAUCAGUACUCCGAGGGGGGCCCAAUUAUCGCAGUUCAAGUGGAGAAUGAGUAUGGCUCCUAUGCUAAAGAUGGACAGUACAUGCCUUUCAUCAAGGAGGCGUUAUUGUCCAGGGGCAUCACAGAGCUGCUGCUGACUUCAGACAACAAGGAAGGACUAAAGCAUGGUGGAGUGAAAGGAGCACUAGAAACCAUCAAUUUCCAGAAGCUGAACAUGAAUGACAUCCAGUAUCUGGAUGGAAUACAACCUCACAAGCCCAAGAUGGUGAUGGAGUACUGGUCUGGCUGGUUCGAUCUUUGGGGGGACCUUCAUCAUGUGUACACAGCUGAGGACAUGGUAGAUGUGGUCACGGAGAUCCUUAAACUAGACAUGUCCAUCAACCUCUACGUGUUCCACGGAGGGACCAACUUCGGCUUCAUGAGCGGAGCGUCCGCCGUCGGAAUGCCGGCGCCUAAACCGAUGGUGACAAGCUACGAUUACGAUGCUCCAUUAUCCGAGGCUGGGGAUUACACCGCCAAGUACCAUCUUCUGAGGAAUGUAUUCAGCCGCUACCACGCCCAUCCUCUCCCUGAACUGCCCUCUCAUCAGGAGAGGAGAGCGCACCAGCCUGUUGUCAUCCAGCAACACCUGUCUCUGUGGGACAGUCUGCAUCUCACUGACAAGCCUUUGAAGUCCGAGAGGCCGGUGAACAUGGAGAAUCUCCCCGUCAACAACAACAAUGGUCAGUCUUACGGGUACACGCUGUAUGAGACCUCCAUCACCAGCGAGGGGACCCUCAACUCAAAGAACAACAUCAGAGACCGAGCACUGGUUUUUGUGGCCAAACAUUUUGUUGGUGUUCUGGAUUACAAAACGCAAGAACUUUCGCUCCCUGAUGGGAAGGGAAAACGAAUUCUUAGUUUGAUGGUGGAGAACUGUGGAAGAGUGAAUUAUGGGAACACCCUGGAUGAGCAGCGCAAAGGUCUGGUUGGAGAUAUCGAGUUAAACAAGCGGCCCCUUCGUGACUUCAUAAUUCGUAGUCUGGACAUGAAGCCAGGCUUUGUAAACAGUCUGGAGACUUCAGGCCACUGGAUGUCUAUGCGUCAGCGGCCCACCUUCCCAUCUUUCUUCCAGGCCAGACUGUAUGUGAACAGUCCUCCUAAAGACACCUUCAUCAAACUCCCCGGCUGGAGCAAAGGUGUCGUGUUUAUCAACGGCAAGAAUCUGGGUCGCUAUUGGUCCAUCGGUCCUCAGCAGACCCUGUAUGUCCCGGGCCCCUGGCUCCACAGGGGGGACAACCAGGUGCAGUACUUCUGUCUUUUAUAUACAAGAUACUUCUAUCAAAGUCCCUUUAGCACUCGUGACCUUUCACCAAGGCUGUCCUCAGUUUGUUAUGAAACAACAUAUCUAAAAAAAACCUGCUUACCCUUUAUGUCUCUUUAACACUUUUUUAAAAUUAUUAACAAUUCAUCUAAAUUAAUUAAUCUAUCAAUAAAACGACUUGCUUUGUCUAAAAGAUGUCAGAAAAUAAAGCCAAAUAGCCAUCCCUUGUUUGUUUCUCACCAACAAUACAGGCCCAUCGAAAUAUUCACUUUACAAUGACGGAGCAAAGCAUCAAAUCCUUGAAAUGCAUUUACAAAUUCAAAAGAUGAACCACGUAUCAAAAACAGUUGCUUGUAAAAUGUUCUGAUGAUCAACGAUCAAUUAAAAGCAUUGUACAUGUGUUUUUUAUUUUUAUGUAUUGGGAUAUCGAUGUGCCUACAGGUGGCACUAGUAACAUUAUAAAAAUGGUCACGAGUCACUUGACAUUUUGCACAAUUUGUCCAUAAUCAUCCAUCCAUUUGUAUUAUUUUGUAUGAAAUAACUGAUUUAAAGGACUGUGCACAUCUAGCUACGCAGCUCCUUCAAUCACUCCUCACCUCUAUAAUAAGGUAUAAUAUACAGCUACUGAUAUUCAUCACCAUGCAGUUUUCUUUAUUUUGAUGGUGAGAGAAAGACAGGAAAGGCACGGGACAGAGCCGAUGUCAUGCCGUAAAAGGGCCCCGGACCGGACUCGAACCCAGAACUCAAGGUCUCGGCCCCAAUAGCGAUCUACCGGGGCCGCUCAUCGCCUUGUGGUUUGUGUUGUUGGCGUCUGGAGCGCUGGAUCAUCCGGUCCUGGAUUAUCCGGUCCUGGAUCAUCCGGUCCUGGAUCUCGCACAUUUUUUCUCCUUCUUGGCUUUCGCAGCGUUCCAUAUUCUGUUCAUUUAUUCACCUCUGAGCUCAAACACCCACUCUCGCUGUCCUUUUCAGGACCUCAGCGAAACUCGUAAUUUUUGUUUGCUUUAUUUCAGCUUGUAGUGUUUGAGGAGCAGGAAACCGACGGCAAGAUUCAGUUCACCAGCAGCCCUGACUACGGCAUGGCCGCUGAUGUCCAGUGA
This is a messenger RNA of Cyclopterus lumpus (lumpfish), 3197 nucleotides long. RefSeq names its product beta-galactosidase-1-like protein 2. Gene Ontology annotation, molecular function: beta-galactosidase activity. The record is from RefSeq and is a predicted model, not a curated record. NCBI's taxonomy places the organism in Eukaryota, Metazoa, Chordata, Actinopteri, Perciformes, Cyclopteridae. Gene Ontology annotation, biological process: carbohydrate metabolic process. The coding region runs from base 196 to 2220 and encodes 674 amino acids. The transcript has 19 exons. Gene Ontology annotation, cellular component: vacuole.